This is a messenger RNA of Medioppia subpectinata, 1630 nucleotides long. The record is from the annotation of a GenBank genome assembly. NCBI's taxonomy places the organism in Eukaryota, Metazoa, Arthropoda, Arachnida, Sarcoptiformes, Oppiidae.
UCUCGUCAUGAUUCUCAAGCUUAACAAAGAGGCGCCCUUCAAGAAGGACGUGUUCCGCGCGCCCGGACAUCAGGCCAACAUGAAGAAGCUGAUCCACUUCCUCCAGACGGGUCGUUUGGUGAAUAUUGACAACUACUCCGUCUAUACAAUCGCUUCGGUGCUGAAGAAAUUCCUGCGAAAGUUGCCGUCGGGAGUGUUUGGCGCCGACAGAGAGCAACGAUUGUUUCAAAUCAUCGGAUGGGAGAGCGUCGAAGAGAAGCGGGAAGAGGUUCACAGGAUUCUGACGUCACUGCCAGUCGUCACUCAACACCUUCUGGUGCUUCUGUUCGGCACAUUCCGAGCGAUGGCCACAUGUUCUGAACGGGCGAACACUGGUAUGACGUCGGAGGCGAUCGGAGUGUCGGUUGCGCCGAGUUUUUUCCAGUCGUGCGUUCAGGACGGCACCAAAUUCGCCAAAAUGGAUGACGUCCGCAGAUUCAAGUCGUGCGUUCAGGACGGCACCAAAUUCGCCAAAAUGGACGACGUCCGCAGAUUCAAGGUGGCCACAACUAUCAUGAAGUUUCUGAUCGACAACUUCGGUGUGAGUAAUCUCUUCGGAAGAGAUAAUUACGAAUAUUACGCCCGAAUUUCUGGUCGCGUUCUCAAAGUGGAGGAGAACUGGAUCUUUGCUUUCAAAUACCCGCCCGAUUCCCAUCACAACACACGCAAGACCUCAUUGGAGUCGCGCAGUGAUUGGUUGAACAGUAAGUCUCAAUCGCAAACAUGGGGUCUGCCGGCGACAACACGACCACUCAAAGCAAUGUCUUCUACAGACGAAUGUCAAAGUACUCCCGCUCUCUGCACCACCGGUUCGACACCAAUGGCGGCACAACACUUAACUCCGGUCCAAAUGAUGCACCAAACCAUUGACGACUCGUACGCACGACUCUCCAUGUCGUUGGAAGAGACCAUUUUCAAGGUUUGUCUUCCGAACCAGUCUUUCGUUCAUUUGUGGUUAAAUCGCAAUUUACUCUUCAGUCGACGCAUUCAUGGCGUCUCGUCCUCGCACUCAUUCACCUCCGCGUCGACCGCAACGGCGAAUAACCGAAGGGCCGAUCAGUCGAUCGCCGGCUCGUCAGUGAAGCAAUUGGUGCGGAGGACGUCGUCCAAAGACAAGCAUUUGGUGCGGCGCUCGUCCUCCAAGAAGGACAAGGAGAACGGCAACGAACACAAAGCACAGCAGCACUCGGGCGCGUAUCAGGUGUCGCCCACCGGUGCCGCCAACUCUGAUGCAAACCAAUUGGUCGGCGCUCAGACUCAGAUGUGCUCCGAGUCUGAGGGCGUCGACGGAGAUGUCCAACAAAUGAAUAUUACGCUCACAUAUAAGCCUCGAAUCUAACGUUUCUUUUCUGUUCUGAGAAGUGAUAAUAACUGAGAAUUAUAUUUGUUUUUUCCACAACUUUGAAAUGAAUUUAUUUCCACUCUUUUCCCACCAAUGGAACAAUUUUUAUGAUUACAUUUGUAUUACACAUUAUUCGCUCUUUUUUCACUUGUUUUCUAAAAUUCGAUUUUAUUAUUGAGAACUCAUUCAUAGCUAAUAAGAGAAACUGUUUUCUAAACGGAUUCCGAUUUUUUAUAACAUUGAAAGACA